This is a messenger RNA of Cyprinodon variegatus (sheepshead minnow), 3157 nucleotides long. RefSeq names its product v-rel avian reticuloendotheliosis viral oncogene homolog (gene rel). NCBI's taxonomy places the organism in Eukaryota, Metazoa, Chordata, Actinopteri, Cyprinodontiformes, Cyprinodontidae. Gene Ontology annotation, biological process: canonical NF-kappaB signal transduction; cellular response to stress; response to cytokine. The transcript is spliced from 10 exons. Gene Ontology annotation, cellular component: cytoplasm. The record is from RefSeq and is a predicted model, not a curated record. The coding region runs from base 104 to 1996 and encodes 630 amino acids. Gene Ontology annotation, molecular function: DNA-binding transcription factor activity, RNA polymerase II-specific; RNA polymerase II cis-regulatory region sequence-specific DNA binding.
CAAACAAAGCUGGUUGGGCUCCCUCUCUGCAGUCACUCUGUCCGCUUCUGUCCGACAUCGCGCUACCCGAGACACGACUGAAAGUGAGAGAACUGUGCGCACCAUGGACAUGCCUGGGCCACUAAUCCAGAUCUUCGAGCAGCCCAAGCAGAGGGGAAUGCGCUUCAGAUACAAAUGUGAGGGUCGUUCUGCCGGCAGCAUCCCUGGCGAGAAGAGCUCCGACAACAACAGGACUUACCCCAGUCUGCAGAUCCAGAACUACUGCGGUAAAGGGAAGGUCCGUGUUUACCUGGUGACAAAGAACGAGCCCUACCGGCCACAUCCACACGACCUGGUGGGGAAGGACUGCAAAGACGGAUUCUACGAGGCCGAGUUUGGCCCCGACCGCAGAGUGAUAGCUUUCCAGAAUCUGGGAAUCCAGUGCGUGAGGAGAAGGGAGGUGAAAGAUGCCAUCCUUCAGAGGAUCACUAGAGGAAUUAACCCCUUCAAUGUGCCAAGGGAGCAGCUGAUGCAGACGGAGGAGUAUGACCUGAACGUGGUUCGCCUGUGCAUCCAGGUUUUCCUGCAAGAUGAGCAUGGCCACUACACCAGAGCACUCAACCCGAUCGUCACAAACCCCAUCUAUGACAACAGAGCCCCGAACACAGCUGAGCUGAGGAUUUGUCGGGUCAACAGGAACAGUGGAAGUGUUAAAGGAGGUGAUGAGAUCUUCCUGCUGUGUGACAAAGUACAAAAAGAUGACAUUGAGGUGAGAUUCUUCUCAUCUAAUGGAUGGGAGGCCAGAGGUUCUUUUUCCCAGGCUGACGUUCAUCGUCAAGUGGCGAUUGUGUUCAAGACUCCGCAGUACUUUAACACCAACAUAACCGAGUCGGUGACUGUGCAGAUGCAGUUGCGCCGACCCUCGGAUCAGGAAGUGAGUGAACCGAUGGAUUUCAGAUAUCUCCCUGAAAACAAAGAUCCUUACGGCUACAAUGAGAAAAAACGCAAAAUUGAGGACUUGUUUAGGAGAUCUGGAUUUACAGGUGGUUCUAUAACUGGUCUUGCAAUGGGCAGGCCAAAGGCCGUGCCAGUUAGUGGAAUGCCUCACAUGAGAAAAGACCAUAACAGCAUGUACAUGAGGCAACAGCCCCAUACGAUGCAACAACAGACCGCAUUAUUCAACCCAUCCUUCCAACGGGCAGAUCAGUCCACCAGUGCCAUGAUGACAUCCCAGGCUCAUAAUUUACCACUUGGGAGUUCAUGGGCUAACCACAACCCCACCAUCUCAAUGGACACGGUCACCAUAAACCCAUCAGGAUCAAUGAGCAACUACCCGAACAGCAGCAGGCAGCACCAGUCGAACCAUGGAUCUGGAUACACCCAGAAACUGGAUCACACAAGCUGUGAAAACAACGCCCUCCCGCAGCUCUCCAUCGGGGAUUUGCAGUGUCUGGAUACAGGUACUCAGGCAAAUGUGAUGAACCCGCAAGAGUCUCAGCCAAUGUUCCAGCAACAGCAUCAAAGAGAGGAUCUUAACUCUGACACCCAGAACCAAAUGGCCAACCAGAACCAAGGUAUUCAGAAUAUGUGGCAAGGCUUUAGUACCAUCCAUACAGUCCACAAUAACGGCAACAACUUCAGUGGAUCAGGACCUGGAGGUGGGCCCCAGGGCUUUGGCUCCCUCUCCUUCCUGGACACGUCGUCAGGGGAUGAUUUCAUCAAGAACAUUGUUGGAGGGACUAGUUUCCAGUGUAAGCAGGAGCCCCAGGUCUCUGUUGGACAAGAUGGAAGCAGCACUCUAAUGCAGUCCCAGAGAGAGAGCCAUGGAAAUACUUACACCAACCUGCUCCCUCGUCCCAUGAGCAACGGUGCCAAUAUGGAUCACAGACGGCAAGAUGUCAGUGGCAUCACACAGCCUCUUACAAAUCUCCAGAUGCCCUUUGGGAGCAACAGCGUCACCCAAGAGGGCCACUAUGCAAAUCUGGCUGACUGGUUUAAAUCUUCGACGAGUAAAUAAGAUUGAAAUAAUUUGGUAUCAAGAGAUUUUCCAAAGCCAGAGUUUUUUUGCAAAGCAUUUUUUGCGAAGCCCGUGAGGCUCGUCUGGCAUCAGCUUGGGUUGUUACAGAAGCUGUUAGAUGACCAGCCUUCGCAGCCAGUUUGGCAUAGAGCCAGACAUUACUUUAAAAUUACACAGUUUAUCGUUAUGGAAGAGCUUUUCAGCAAAUCAUGCUAGAUAUUAGGUCGACUUCAAUUUUAGAUAUUUUCCUUUGAACUGAUCUAGCUUACAGCAAGCGGAAUUUUCAAAUUUAGAUGAUUAGCAAUGCUGGAGAGGAUGCAGAACUGGGUCUCUGCAGUUUGUCAUCGGCUCUUGCUUCCAGCUGCUGGUGUUUUGGGAACGUGUUAGCAUAGGCGGGCUAGCAUGACUUAAGAUGGUUUUUGUAAGAUACGAAAAUAUAAACGGACUAACCGUUCUUUACACUGUAUUGGUGAGCUGGUCUAACAGCCUUCAAGCCAAAGUCAAAUGUUUGAAGAAGUGAAUGUACUUUCUUUCUUUUUUUUCCUGUCUUAAGCGAAGUUGAACUUUUGUAAGCAUAUCAAGUGCUAAAUGAUAUGUGGAAUUUUUUUAAGUUUAUAUUAUAUAUAUAUGUAAAUAUAAAUAAUAUCUCUUAAUUUCUUUGGAUGUUACUGAAAGUACAUUGAUGCUGGUUUAUAUAUUUUUUAUUGCAGAGCAUUGCUGUUAGGUGCACUCUGUCCAUACAGGUUAGCCACAUUUGAGAGUAAAAGCAGUAAUUGUACUGAAACACUCAAGAACUGGCAAGGUACUGAAAUUUCCAUUGAGGAAAUGGAGGAAGGCACAGUCAGUGGUGUCUCUUCUUUGUAAUGACUAUGUCAUAUCAGUGAUUGCAUGUGUUAUUCAGAGUUCUCAGAGCAUUUCUAACAUGUGUUUUUCUACUUUCAAAUGCCACUUGUAUGUUUCAUUGUUUUGGUUUAUUCGGUUGAAUGUUUUAGUGAUGUUUCCUGAAGGCAUCCUGUUUAUGAUAAUUGUGACCAAUGGGAUGUUGCUUUCUUUCUUGCUGCCUUACAGUGGGUUUUGGGGGCUUAAUUGGAAGCAUCUAUUUUGAUGAACACUGUCAAAGAUUUGAUCAUUAACUGAUUUGUGGUUUUGUAAACUUUAAUU